Messenger RNA from Angiostrongylus costaricensis, 204 nucleotides. The record is from the annotation of a GenBank genome assembly. NCBI's taxonomy places the organism in Eukaryota, Metazoa, Nematoda, Chromadorea, Rhabditida, Metastrongylidae.
AUGGAGUACUUGCUGGAAAGAGAGCUUUUAGUACUACGAGUGACAAUGGAAGAACCAAGACAGCCACGCAUUCUGUUCGCUGAAUUCCAAUCAGCAUGCUCGGAUCUGAAAUUCAUUGAAUGUUCCGUAUGUGUCAAUCUUGACGUUGGAAUUGCCAUUCUCGACCUUGUAGAGGGUAUGGAUUUCUCCAUAAGAUAUCUUUAA